Candoia aspera is the source of this 3414-nucleotide messenger RNA. RefSeq names its product FHF complex subunit HOOK interacting protein 2B (gene FHIP2B). The coding region runs from base 44 to 2293 and encodes 749 amino acids. The record is from RefSeq and is a predicted model, not a curated record. The transcript is spliced from 17 exons. Lineage: Eukaryota; Metazoa; Chordata; Lepidosauria; Squamata; Candoiidae.
GCGCAGAUGACGUCGCGGGGCGCGGGUGGAUGGCGUCACCGCCAUGGCGCUGCUCGGCCGCCUGGGCGCCCUCCUGCAGCGGGCCGUGGACACGGAGGAGCCGCGCCUCGACCUGCCGGCCGCCUUCACGGAGCACUGGAAGGGCGUCACCCACUAUUACCUGGAGGCCUCAGAUGAAAACAAGCCAGCAAAGCAGACGGAUAUUCCUUGGCACUUAAAACAGAUGCUGGACAUUCUAGUCUACGAGGAGAAGCAGCAGCCGGAAGGAGAGACAGGACCCUGCCUGGAAUACUUGCUGCAGCACAAAAUCCUGGAGACGCUCAGCACUCUGGGGAAGGCGGAGUAUCCUCCAGGGAUGAGGUCACAGGUGCUUCUCUUUUUCAGUCGCCUGCUGGGGAAGAUGCAGAGCCCUCUCUUGCAUUACUUCAAUGUUUACCGGCCUGUUCAGAAACUUCUUCAGCUUCAGGGUGAUGCACUGGACCCUGAGCCUGAGAAGGAAAUGCUGCAGUUUAUUGCUGUUCUGUGUACCAAAAUCAGGCAGGAACCUGCUCUCCUACCAUAUGUCCUGGAGGGCAAGCAUGUGGGCCAGAACUUUGGCCUGCUGGAGUUGACAGCUAAGCCAAGCAUGACCUCUGGCCGGCCCCUGCCCUCCUCUGAAGAACAGGGCAGGGGGCUGUGUCCAGAGGAACCUCUGGGUGUGGCUUCGCUCGUGGAGCCCGCUGCUUCUGUGCCGAAUGUGGUGACUUCUCUAAUUGGCUUGUGCAAGAGCAAGAAUAAGAAGGUUAUGCUAAAAGCCCAGGAGAACCUAUUGCUUCUUACCAGUAUGGACCACCCAACAGCUGCCCGGGCCUUGGCCCAAGACAGCAUGCUGUGCCUUCUGGUAUCUGACCAUCUCUGCACCCUCUACAGUGCCAUCCCUGCUACCAUCAACCCUGCUGAUGUUGCUGCACUUCCACCAGUUCAGUGGAGGCUUCAGGGUGACACCUGUGCUGAAGAAAUCUCCUUUCCAGAAAAAUGCAGUCUUGAGGCUUUCUUUGGCUGGCUGGAUUUUUGUGACUGUCUCGCAAGAGAGGCUCAUCCCGUUAUUGGAGAGGCUGUGAGCGAAACCGUGGGCCAGAGGCUCUUCCUGGAAACCUUGCAGCCUCACCUCUUGCAAAUGUCAGAAUCUGGGAUUCUCUUUUCAACAGCCAUCCUGACAGGCCUGGUGAGGCAGAUUCGUGCUCCUGCCCUCCUCCGGCAGCUGAUUGGGUUUGUGCUGGGAGCAGAAAUGGACUCUGUCAGGCUCAGAGAUUCAGCCUGGCAGCCACAGGCACCCAGCCUCUGCUUACACCUGAUUGAGAACUGCAGCCACCCAUCUGAUGAGAUCAGCAUGGCCACCCUGCAGUUGUUUGAAGAGCUGCUUCAGCUUCCUGAUCAGCACAUUUUGCAGAGCCUGGUGCUGUGCCAUCUGGAGGACCGUAGCUACAUCCUGAGGAUUCCACCUGGGCAGGAAGAACCUACCAUCCAUGAGCAAGAGCCCUGUGAAAAUGGGCUAGACCUAGAAGAAGAUCCCUACUUUGCAGAUGGGCUUCCAGCAGCUGUUUUCCAGAGGCCCAGCAAGCCAGCCAUUUCAGCCACAAAGGAACAGGCCAGCUGGCCAGAAGGGCCUGGGGAUGCGAAGGAGGUGGUCAGCAGCUUCCUUUGCCUAGUGCCAAGUGAGGUGAAGACCUCAGCGUACCUGGAGGAGGCAGGAUAUGACACUUAUGUCCACGAUGCUGAAGUACUGUUUCAAGAAUGUUGUGCCAAUGUUGUGCACUGGAAGUGGCCCCGGGUUCAGCUGCCCCAGAAGAGCAGUCUUGCGGGACCCCAGUUUUAUGAGGGCCGUUUCCUGCAGGUACUCUUUGAUCGGCUGGCCCAGAUCUUACACCAGCCCUAUGCAGUGAACCUACAGGUGACGUCAGUGCUGUCUCGCUUGGCCCUCUUCCCUCACCCUCACCUCCAUGAGUAUCUUCUGGACCCCUACCUCCCAUUGGCCCCUGGCUGCAGGACCCUCUUCUCAGUGCUGAUCAGGGUGGUCAGCAGCCUGAUGCAGAGAGCCCAUCGGAUCACAGACUUCCCCACCAACUUGCUACUGGUCCGGAGAAAGCUAAUGGGGCUGGUGCCAGAUGAGCAGCCGAUUGGCCACCAGAUGCUCUUGGAGGGGGUGAUUGUGCUGGAGGAAUUCUGCAAAGAGCUGGCCGCCAUCGUCUUUGUCAAGUCUGUGCUCAGGGGCCCCACCGGGGGGAGUCAGCAGUGCGCCCCUUCACCCAGCUGAAUAGUCUGGGCCUCUGACACACUGGCUCCCACACCUCCCUGGGGCUUUCUGCAGCUGUGGACUUUCACCUAUAAACGAAAGAGCAGCACCAUAGGCGACUUCCCGUGUGUAGAGAAAAGCAGCGGUUGCCUCCUUGUUCUUGGUAUAAAAGUGGCUCCAAACGAGGAGUCACAGCAGGGACACUUGGGAUGAGAAGCAAUUGGUUGCUUCAUCAGCAGCCCCAGUGCAGUUCCCCUUCCCUGAGCAAGGCAAGAAAUGGUUUCCCUUAUGCCCCUUGAUCAUGCUGUGAUUUUGGGGAGUCUGCCUGCCAGUGCCUGGCCCAGUUUGCCAGCCCCGGAAACCCUUGUCAGCCUUCUGAAGGGGAGCCCAAAAUCCUGGGGGUCUUCUUGGCAUCCUCCUCAAGAACAAAGAAAUCCAGAUAAAGCGUCUGGACUUUUACCUUCUACAAUUAAUGGAAAGGUAGGGCUGUUGUCAGCUUGUUUUAGGCAUUGGGAUUAAAUCAUGGCAAUCCCUGUAAAAGAAGGGUUUUCCGUGGUGCUUGGAUUUUGGGAUCUGCUGCUAUGAACUGUGCUGUCUUUCAUGUUCUCCACUGCUCCUAUCGCAUCUCCAAGUGCAGCACAGAGUCCAGACCUACAGGGAAAGGCUCCCAAGACUCGCUGGCCAUAGCCUGUGGUUAUUUCUCUUGGACUGUCCAGCUAAAUGACCCCCUUUUCUAUGCCCACUUAACCUUUCUUGGCAUAUGUACCCAAGGUGAAGGUUCUGUGCCAGUAUUUUGUUUUUGCAGUAUUUUCCGUCACAGUCUUAAGAUUAAUCCUGCCCAUUUUACUUGGCCCCUAGUUGCCUUUUGAACAAGGAGUUUGCUGUGGCAAGGUAAUGGAAGCCCACACCAUCUUAUUCCUAGGACUGUCCCAAAGUUCUCAAAGUCAAUGAGUAUGUCUGAGAAAGGAAGUCUGGAUGUGUUCUUCUAUCUUUGUGUAUUGCCUAGGUUUUAGGCCUGAAAUAGUGAACAAAGGGAAACCUGCCUUCACUAGCCUUGCUGAGCAGAGCCAUUGGCAAUACUGCUUUGACCCCUGGAGGAAGGAAAGAUGGGGCGUGCAUCUAAUAAAUAAAUGUUCUGGGAA